AUGAACGUCGUCGUCGGUAAUCCGGCGGAGAUCCGACAUCUCCUCACCGGUCCCUCCACGCGCCGUCGGUCGGUGGAAGGCCAUCCUGCGGCGGAUCCGAUCGAGGCGUUGGAUCCGCAGUCGCCGCCGUCACCAUGUCCGCACAGAUUAGCCACCGCGCCGGAUGGGGCGCUGCCACCGCCGCCGUCCAACGCAGGGCUGCCGCUCCGCCGGCUUAUGGCACUUCGGCCACCGCCACACGACAUGGGUUCGCUGCCCCAGCCGCUGCCUUCGGAUCCCACAAGCGGAGCCGCCCUUGCCGCCUCAGAUGAGAUCUCGCCGCAUCCACCCGCCCAGAAAUCUGAGUCUGGAUAUUUUUAG
Messenger RNA from Aegilops tauschii subsp. strangulata, 360 nucleotides. The record is from RefSeq and is a predicted model, not a curated record. NCBI's taxonomy places the organism in Eukaryota, Viridiplantae, Streptophyta, Magnoliopsida, Poales, Poaceae.